AUGGAGGACUGCAUCAUCACGGAGCGCGAGGCGCAGCAGAUCCGAGAGCAACUGAAGAACCGGAGGAAGUCUCCGGGGAAGUCCAAGCUCGCGGGCAGCAGUGGGCCCCUCGCUCGGCCAAUCGCACCGAGGGAACCCCCGCCAGUGAAGAAGGCGUUCAGGACCUUCAAGGAGAGGUGGCUGUCCUGUGCGGGAGAUCUGGACACGAGCCAGCAGCUGAAGGCGGUGGAGCAGGGGAUCGAGAUCUUCUCACUCCUGCCCAAGGAAUCCAAGUACGCCCAGCACCGCCUGAAGCUCCUGCGCAAGGUCCAGCUGCUCCUCACCAGCACUGAAGCGGAGGGUACUGAGGAGCGCCAGGCCGAACUCGCUGCCCUGCUUCAGCAGCUGCAGCUCUGA
Molecule: messenger RNA, 396 nt
Organism: Auxenochlorella protothecoides
Lineage: Eukaryota; Viridiplantae; Chlorophyta; Trebouxiophyceae; Chlorellales; Chlorellaceae
Exons: 2
Coding region: 1-396 (131 amino acids)
Source: RefSeq, a predicted model, not a curated record